Molecule: messenger RNA, 1318 nt
Organism: Theobroma umbraticum
Lineage: Eukaryota; Viridiplantae; Streptophyta; Magnoliopsida; Malvales; Malvaceae
Product: Calcium-binding EF hand family protein
Cellular component (GO): endoplasmic reticulum
Molecular function (GO): calcium ion binding
Source: RefSeq, a predicted model, not a curated record
AUCAUUAUCUAACUUCAUUGAACUUUCCCGGCAUUGUUUAUGCUACCAUUUUCCACCCAUCCCUAAUCCCUUUUGCAGCCAUUAAAUGGCGAAGGCGGUGGUUUGCACCCUUCUGGCCACCGCCUUCAUCAUUUUAUUCGUGUUCUCCCAAAACAAACAGCAUGGUCAUCAUACCCGUUCAGGCCUGAGUCGGCGCCUUGGCUACAAAGUUCCCCAUUUUGACCCUCUGGUCGCAAGAAUCGAGAGAUCGGCGGAACAAAAAGGAUUGAGCUAUCACGUUGAUCCGGAACACAUUUCUUACGUUCCUGAGGUUGCAGACGCCCACGAGUUCUUCGACGACGACGGAGCUUUAAACACCACUCUGCGGUUGAUGAUUUUGUUCCCUCUGCUAGACAAUGCACCGAAAGAUGGUUUAAUCAGUGCCAAGGAGCUAGGGGCUUGGAUUGGGCAACAAGCCAUCGAUCGUUUGAGUUUUAGAACCAACAAAGUCAUGUCAUGGCACGACAAAAAUGGGGAUGGAGCUAUCAGCUUCAGCGAGUAUCUGCCUCAUUUUAACGAGAAUGAUAUAGCAAAAAAUAGAAAAGGGCACGGUGAAGCUGGAUGGUGGAUGGAGCAAUUUAACAAUGCAGACCUGAAUUCCAAUGGGACUCUUGACUUCAACGAAUUCAAAGAUUUCUUACAUCCAGAAGACAGUGACAACGAGGAAAUUCAGAAAUGGCUGUUGAGAGAAAAAAUGAAACGGAUGGACGAUGAUCACGAUGGCAAACUCAACUUCAAGGAAUUUCUCGAUUACGCAUACAACAUUUACAAAAGCUAUGCUGAAUUCGAGACUGCUGCUGCUCUUGCACCCUCAGCUGAAGACAAAUUCGUAGAGCUAGAUAUCAACAAAGACAAAUACCUGGAGCUGGAUGAAUUGAGACCCAUACUCUGUUAUCUCUACCCUGGUGAACUGUUCUACGCCAAGUACUACACCAGUUAUCUGAUUUACGAGGCUGAUGAUAACAAAGAUGGGAAUUUGACCAUGGAAGAGAUUCUCAAUCACGAGAGCGUAUUCUACAACUCACUCUAUGAUGACAGCAUCGACAACGACGACUUUGAUGAUGACCAUGACGAACUCUAGUCUCUAGAAACCUGAUUCAUGCAAUGCUUUGGAUUUGGGUUAUAUGACAUCCCAUCCCAUUCCCAGCACAUGAUAAAAGAAAACCAAGUCCAAUAAUUUUUGCCUGUGUUUCUGUAAAUAGACAACGGAACAAGGCAGAAAUGGAGCAUAAGCUUUUGUAUUAAUUUGUCACUUCAUCUUCCUUUGACCAAUAUUUUU